AUGGACUGCGACCUCACAGGAACAAAUAUGAUCACUGCAAUGGAAAUCGACUCGAGACCACUCCCCGACAACACAGAAACCCAAUCCACCCUGAAGUACGAGCUAGACAAAACUGAGCGCCAAAAGAUCCGCGAGCACCGCACCUGCCACCACUCCAUCGCAAGGAGAGGACCCGACUCCGAGAUGGAUUGCGAGCCCACCGUCACUGACCAGCCAGCCAUGACCGACGAGCAGCGCCGAACCAUGUACGAAGGGCGCCUAGCCAGAUUCGCUGCUUCAAGAGAGGGAUGUAGCGACGAGAUGGCCUGUGAGUCCUCCAACGCCCAGGAACUCUUGACUCCAACCGACAUUCAAGAGAUAUCCACAAGACGCAUCGCCAAGCUCGCUGCCUCGAGGCAGGAGCUCAGCGAUGAGAUGUCCUGCGAACUCGUCACCACUAAGGAGUUCCUGACCCCAACUGGAUCAAGGGAGAUUUCGGAAGCCCGCGUCCGAAAAUUCUCGACACCACUGUCAAGCCCUGAGAUCGAGAUGGAUGACGGCCCCCCUGAUCUAGACGCCGACAUGGAGUUCAUCCUACGGGUACGUGAGCUGCGAGAAAAAUGCCCGUUCUUCAGCCGCAAUAUCGAUACACCGAUGACCGCCUCCGAAACUGGCUCGUGCGAGCAAGAACCAGUAAUGGGCUUCAAAGCUCAAAUGACAAUGAAAGAGCUUAUAAGAAGACGGGGAGAGCUCCAAGGAUAUCAGGAAGAUGGAGUCGACGACUUGAUUUCGGGCAUGGUCAGCUCCAAUCUCUCCAACGAUGAAGAACUGCAGGACGGGAUCACGGGCAGUGAGACUGAUGCCCACGAGGACGAAUUAAUGGGCUGGACGGACAGCGACGCCGACAGUAGCGAAGAUGACGAGAUGAUCGACUGA
This is a messenger RNA of Drepanopeziza brunnea f. sp. 'multigermtubi' MB_m1, 915 nucleotides long. RefSeq lists its product as uncharacterized. The record is from RefSeq and is a predicted model, not a curated record. NCBI's taxonomy places the organism in Eukaryota, Fungi, Ascomycota, Leotiomycetes, Helotiales, Drepanopezizaceae.